AUGGGGAUUCCCACCGACGACAACAUCUACGGGUACGACGGUUCCAAAGCUGCCGCAAUCGUCUUCACGGUCGUCAACUCUGCCCUUCUGACCUAUCACGGCUAUCUUUCUCUCUGGUUGCCUUGCAGAUGGUCCAAAGUUCGUCCCACCCAACGCCAUAGGUACACCAUCUGUCUCUGGGUGGCUGCAGCAUUUGCCACCGCGGGAUAUUCUGUUCGCCAAGCAUCCCUCAGCAAGACCGAUGAUGUUGGUUUAUACGCCACUUCGGCGUCAUACGUCGUCCUCAGUCCUAUAUUCGUUUGCGCGAGUCUAUACUGGCAACUGAAGUAUCUGGUGCUCCUUCUACUGCCGCGCAAGGAGCAGAGGAUUUAUGGCCUCAACCCGAGGUGGUUGGGCCGAAUCUUCAUCACGUCCGACGUUACUUCCUUCCUGACUCAGGGUGCUGGGUCUGGCGUUGCUAGCAGUGCUGGCUGGGAGGGCAACACAAAAGAUAUUGGCCUCAACAUCAUACUGACAGGGCUCGCACUACAGCUGGCGACGUUCACUUUCUUCAUUGCCUUUCUAGCCACGUUGGUCAUCAGAGCGCGCAGACAUGGCGGUCUGACCUCGGGUCCACACAAAGUCUUGAUUGGCGUCUGGAUUGCCGCUGCUUUUGUACAGACAAGGACGAUCUUCCGUAUGGUAGAGUUUGCUCUCGGAAUUGACGGCUAUCCUUUUUCGAAUGAGUGGAUGUUGUACAUCUUUGACGGUGUCCCUAUGAUCAUUGCACUCACAGCUCUGGGCUGGUUCCAUCCGGUCACUCAUCUGCAGGGCAAGCAAUUCUUUGAGGAGCAAGAAGCGCUCGUCGAGGCGAAGGACGGUGUCCCGAUGAAUGCGAUGGACAAGACUGGGUGUGCCAGCACUGUGAGGGUCUGA
Cyphellophora attinorum is the source of this 915-nucleotide messenger RNA. RefSeq names its product Protein RTM1. Gene Ontology annotation, cellular component: membrane. NCBI's taxonomy places the organism in Eukaryota, Fungi, Ascomycota, Eurotiomycetes, Chaetothyriales, Cyphellophoraceae. The coding region runs from base 1 to 915 and encodes 304 amino acids. The transcript has 3 exons. The record is from RefSeq and is a predicted model, not a curated record.